AUGGCAGAAGUAACAUCUCACGAACGAAUGAGUCGAUAUAAGCGACUUUAUUAUCUUUUAAUCAAGAUAAAUCUUUUCGAUGAUAAAGAAGAAUUAUCACUUGUUGAUCAAUUACUUGCUACAAGAAUUUUUCUCUCUUUAUUGAUCAUCAUUCUCAGUAUUGUUAUUGCUUUUACUGCUUUCAGUAUUCAAACAAAUACUGUUACUAUUCAAUUACCAAAUGAAAUUAUUUUUGAAAAACUUUCUCUUCAAUAUCCAAGUACACUUUCAUGUCCAUGUACACAAAGUUCAAUUCGUCAUGAUCAAUUUCUUUUAUUAGAUUUAUCCUAUCAUCCAAUAUCUACAAGUCAAUUUGUCAAUCAAACAUUUAUUUCAUCUUUAUAUGAUUAUAAUAUGAGUGACUAUUAUCCAUUAGAUUAUCGUAUCAUGAUAGUAUCUCAUUUUCAAUUAUUGUCUUUACUUUGUCGAACAAUAAAAGAAAUGGUAUCAGAUACUUUGAAAGAAUUUGCAGCUAAACAAAUAAUCACUAAUCAAGUUUUAUCACAUAGUGUAUUCAAUACUCAAGUAGUAGCACUUGUUGAACAACUAAAAUCAACAACUACUGCACAUAUCAAUCAUAUAAAUGAUUUUGUUGUGUUUAAUAUUUUUGAAGAUCGAAUCUAUUCGGCACUACGAACAAACUAUUUUGUUCAAAAUACACCUGGAGAUCCAAUUAUUAAAAGCAUUCCAGUUAGAUACAGAACUUUAAAUGUAAAAUGUUCUUGUAUAAUAAAUAAUACUUGUGUACAUCAAGCUGGCAUUUACAAUAGGACAGGAAGUGCAGGUGUAAAUACUUCGACUGUUUUUGGAGAUUUGACUAUUGAUCCACCAUUAUUAUUAAUAAUACCUGGUAUUAUGGUUGGAUGUUUACCAUAUAAUUCAUUAUUUAGUUCAACAUUAGAAUGUUUCUAUAAUCAAUCAUGUAUUGAUCAAAUUCAAAUAUUUAUCAAUGGAUUAUCAUUAGUUACACCACUUUCAUUAUCUCGUUUCUCUCAAAAUACAACAGUGAAUGAUCUGUUUAAUCAAUUAUUUAUUGAAUUGUGGAAUGAAAAAAUUAACUUUACUAAUUAUUUUCAAGUUUGUUCUCCACAAUCAUGUACAUAUUCUUAUGAUCGACGAUUCAAUCUACUUUAUGUAGUUGUUACUAUUAUUAGUCUUUUUGGUGGUCUAAAAACAAUAUUGUAUUUCUCUGCACCUUUAAUAGUCAUGAUCAUACGACGACUGAGAAAAUUGAACAAGGCUCAUAAUACAAGUAAUCAAACAUCAACAGAAAAUCAAAUAGUUAAGCAAAGUUUAAAAUAUCGUUUUAUUACUUAUAUAAGAGAAAUUUAUCAAAAAAUACUUAAAUUAAAUAUGUUUCCAUUAUCAUCUGAUAUCGCUGAUGGAAUUUAUUCAACACGUAUUUAUAUUUUAUUAUUUAUUAUUGGAAUACUUAUUUUAGUUUUCUAUUCAUCGAUCAGUAUUCGAAUUCGAAUACAUACUGUGUAUCAACCGUCAUUGAAUAAAUAUGAGCAAUUAUAUACAGAAUAUCCAUCAACACUUGUAUGUCCAUGUACUCGUCUUUCUGUAUCUUAUUCAUCAAUAAUACAUAUAAGUCCUUAUUAUCAUCAAGUAUGUUCAAGUGACUUCAUUAAAAAUGACGGAUGGUUGCUCUAUUUUCAAGGAUUAACUGGUGCUUUCUACAGUUCUGAUUUUCGUCUUAGAGGCUCUAGAAUAUUUACUAUACUUCAAACAUUAUGUAAAUUGUCUAGUGAGACAGUAACAAAUGAACUUGCUGUUUUCAAUGAUUUACAAUUUGUGAGUGGUCAAGUAUUGACAAAGAAUUCAUUUGAUACACAAACAUCUGCACUUAUUCAACAAUUUCAACAACAAACUUUAGCAUCUUUUAUCGACCUAUUUAAACUCAUUCGAGCUUUAAUUCAGCUUAAUCAAUUUAUUGCUUACGGUAGUAAUAAUGCUAUAUUAUUGCAAGCAUUGCCCAGCAAUAAUGCUUCAGUGCGUUUUGCAUCAAACAAUGACUGGGACUACAACUGUUCAUGUGGCACUAGUGUUUCUUGUAUACGUUCCGAAGGAUUUUAUUGUAGAGCAAUAUCGUGUUUUGUAAUUGCAGCUAGACCAAAUCAAACGAUACCGGGUUUAGUUAUAGAUUGUCUACUUAUUGAUUCUUUUCUUGCAUCUUCACUUGAAUGUUUUUAUAAUCCAUCAUGUAUUCAAAUGCUUAUUAAAUGGCAUUCAUUUGACUCAUCCAAUGUUACAAUAGAUCCUCGUGUUAUGAAUGUCAUGCCACUCGAUCCUAUAGUUCAUAGUCGUUUUUCUCCUGAUACUACAUUGAAUAAAAUUGUUUCACAAUUAUUUAUUGAAGAUUGGACAAAUUCUACAAAUUUUAGUUUCUAUUAUAAUCAAUGUGCACCAGAUCAAUGUACUUAUACCUAUGAAAAACGUUUUAAUAGAGCUUAUAUUAUUGCAACUAUACUUGGUAUAGUUGGUGGUCUUUCUACUGCACUUCGAAUAUUGAUUCUUCCUAUUGUGAAACUACUUCGACGAAUAUAUCAUUAUUGUCGUAGACGUCAACAACACGUUACACAGGCAUCUUUCGUAGAAAGAGAUAUUCGUCAUAAAAUUGUAAUUUUUUGUACUCAACUUCAACAUUCUAUUCGAACAAUGAACUUCUAUUAUAAAGUGCAGAAAACUCAUUUACCAGAAGAAUCACAAACAACAGAUGAAACAUUACUUAUACAACGUCAACAAAUAGCUACUCGUUUUUAUAUUAUUUUAGUUGUCUUAGCAUUUGUAAUUAUAAUAACUUUUACUGGAUUAAAUUCACAGAUAUAUUCUAUAACAAUAAAAUCUCCAACAGAAUUCAUAUUUGAACAAUUACAAACUCAAUAUUCAUCAUCAUUAUCAUGUCCAUGUUCACAAAUAGCAAUACAAUAUUCAAAAUUUCUUUCUGUCAAACCAAUUGCUUAUCAUCAAAUAUGUUCAAGUUAUUUUAUUUCAUUUGAUUUCAUUGAAUUACUAUGGGGUACUGAAUCAUCAGACACUUAUUAUUUGAGUGUAGACAUGAAAAUACUAAGUACACAAUUUCGUCUUUUAUCAUCACUUUGUUCUUUGGUAAAAAAUGUUAUUGAACAAAAGAUCGAAAUAUUUUCUUCACAAGAAUUACUUAGUGUUGAAAUAUUAACACGUCAUUCUUUUCAAACUCAAAUUGAUUCUAUUAUUACUAAUUUUAUUAUUCAAGCACCAACAAGUUUUCGACGAAUACAUCAAUAUAUUAUAGGAAUGUUUCAUGCUAAUCAACUACAUAAUAUAUUCUACACAAAUUGGAAUUUUGCUAUAUCUACUUCUAAGGAUAAUUAUAUUAUGUCAACAAGACCAAUAACAUAUAAUAAUAGUAAUGGUUCUUGUUCAUGUGCAACUAUGUCAACAUGUUCAAGUUCUCUUUUGAAUUGUUAUGGUAAAACAGGAAUAUUGCCAGGUCUUUUUCUUGGUUGUUUGCCUAUCUAUGGUUUGCGUCUAUCAACACUUGAAUGUCUCUACAACUCAACAUGUUUACAGAGAUUAUCUUAUUUGGCUAAUAGUAAAUACCCCAUUUCAUUAACUCUCGAUGUUUCGAUACAAACUCGUUUUACUCCAGUAUCAUCAAUAUCUGUUGGUACAUUAAUUGAUGAAUUAUUUAUUGAAGCAUGGCAAAGUGAAAGUAACUAUUCAAAGUAUUUUUCAAUAUGUGCACCAUUAACAUGUCGAUAUACUUAUAUGAAAAGGAACAAUGCUCUCUAUACAUUAACAACAUGUCUUGGCUUAUAUGGUGGAUUAACAGUUGGUUUAAAAUUUGUUGUAUGGCAUAGUCUAAAUAUUUAUUCAAAAAUACAGCAAUGGUUGCGUUUUCGUCGAAGACGCAUCGAACCUAUAAACCAAAGUUGA
Messenger RNA from Rotaria sp. Silwood1, 3960 nucleotides. Lineage: Eukaryota; Metazoa; Rotifera; Eurotatoria; Philodinida; Philodinidae. The record is from the annotation of a GenBank genome assembly.